CGUCAGAACAUCAGGUUCAUCUGGUUGUUUUAAGAGUCCUUGGUGAUUUUCUUUUUCAUCGUUGAAUGAAAUACUUUAGUUCGUAAGCAUUUAAAAAAAAAACAAAGAAAAAGAAAAAAUGGCGACGGUGCUGUCGGUCCACGAUCGACGAAUAUUGACGGCGGUGAACAGUGGAGCAUCGAGUCUAUCGUUCGUAGGAUCUGGAUUCAUUGUGCUUUGCUACUCCCUCUUCAAGGAACUUCGCAAAUUCUCCUUCAAGCUCGUCUUCUACCUUUCCCUCUCUGACAUGCUUUGCAGUUUCUUUAACAUGGUUGGAGACCCGUCAAAAGGUUUCUUUUGUUAUGCUCAGGGCUACAUCACGCAUUUCUUCUGUGUCGCUUCCUUCCUCUGGACAACAACUAUUGCUUUUACCCUUCAUCGUACUGUUGUUAGACACAAAACUGAUGUUGAAGAUUUGGAGGCUAUGUUUCACUUGUAUGUUUGGGGAACUUCGCUGGUUAUGACUGUCAUUCGUUCUAUUGGUAAUGACCACACGCAUUUGGGUGCAUGGUGUUGGGCACAAACAGGUCGCACUGGAAAGGCAAUUCACUUUAUAACAUUUUAUGUCCCAUUAUGGGGUGCAAUUCUUUACAACGGUUUUACAUACUUUCAAGUGAUACGCAUGCUGAACAAUGCCACCCGUAUGGCAUUUGGCAUGUCAGAUCAUGCAUACCAGUUUGAUUCAAGGACAGACACGAAGGCCUUGAACCGGUGGGGAUACUAUCCACUGAUACUAAUAGGAUCAUGGGCAUUCGGCACAAUCAAUCGCAUCCACGAUUUUAUUAAGCCAGGCCACAAGAUCUUUUGGCUCUCAUUUCUCGAUAUUGGGACAGCUGCACUUAUGGGCCUUUUCAACUCGAUAGCAUAUGGUUUGAAUGCUUCAGUAAGGCGGGCAAUUUAUGAAAGACUGGAACUGUUUUGGCCUGAGAGGCUUCAGAGAUGGUUCCCUAAUAGUUCAAGGUAUAGAAACCAACAACAACAACAGAGUGAAUUGAUCUCCCUGAAAAUUCAGGACCAGCAAUAGCAGCCUGUUGGAAAUUGUCCAUACUAAAACCUUAAGUGCGUGACUAGCUUUGUCACAUUUUUCGGGAUAUUCAUUCAUUAAAUUGUAGGUGAGAUGAACUUUGAAAUGAAGGGACGUGGAUUCUAGCAUCCAAGUGAAAGCUAUUGGAUCACUUCUUUCCAGCAAAGGGAGUUUGAUCUGUAUCAUGGUGAACUUUCCUUGGCCUUCACAAGACUAACGUGAUGUGGAUAGGUUAUUUCAGGCAGGAUCUGUAUUUUUGAAGUGGUGGAUACAGUAUGUCCACGGGCACAAAUGGCUGUCCAGCAAAGUCGGAUGCUAUGCACCAUAUUUAUCCGUAGGAAAAGCUGGAGUGGUUUUUUUCUUUUUUUUUUAUACUAAUAUGAUUUGUGUACGUCCUUCUCAGAUACUGGUUUAAAAUUGUUUCUCUCUGUGCCUAGUGGAAGCCAGGAGGAAUUUGUUAAACUGGGUGGCGAGCCUGUGCCAUUCAAAUUGUACUAUUACUAGUUAACAAGACUAAAUAGAUUUUUUUUUUUUUAUGUCCCUAAAUAGAUUUUUUUUUAUAUGUAUUGAAAAUGGGAGACUACUUGGCUACAAAGGGAACCCCUUACAAACAGGGAACAUUGUGCUUUUCUCACCCCACCGCCUACUGCAGGGUUAUAGUUAGCGGUUUAUUGUGGGCGCGGCUACUUGAGGAUGUAGAUAUGCCGGUCUCACACGGGGUUAGGCAGGUUUAAAUAGAUGUUGUAUUGUUGGACGUCAGUUUAUCAAUGCGGGGAAACUAUUUUGAAUUGAGGGCUCUCGU
Messenger RNA from Durio zibethinus, 1865 nucleotides. RefSeq names its product G protein-coupled receptor 1-like. NCBI's taxonomy places the organism in Eukaryota, Viridiplantae, Streptophyta, Magnoliopsida, Malvales, Malvaceae. Gene Ontology annotation, molecular function: G protein-coupled receptor activity. Gene Ontology annotation, cellular component: plasma membrane. The record is from RefSeq and is a predicted model, not a curated record. Gene Ontology annotation, biological process: adenylate cyclase-activating G protein-coupled receptor signaling pathway; cell surface receptor signaling pathway.